This is a messenger RNA of Conger conger (European conger), 3103 nucleotides long. RefSeq names its product solute carrier family 2, facilitated glucose transporter member 6-like. NCBI's taxonomy places the organism in Eukaryota, Metazoa, Chordata, Actinopteri, Anguilliformes, Congridae. Gene Ontology annotation, molecular function: transmembrane transporter activity. Gene Ontology annotation, biological process: transmembrane transport. Bases 193 to 1635 code for a protein of 480 amino acids. The transcript has 10 exons. The record is from RefSeq and is a predicted model, not a curated record. Gene Ontology annotation, cellular component: membrane.
GCAUUGAGGAUGGACGAAAUAAAAUAAAAUAUGCUUUGUUUCUUUAAAAUUCCACGGUUCCGUAUUUUGUGGGUUUGGUCAAUGCUGAAAGUCCGGAUUUUCUAAAUAAAAUGUUGUGCGCUUUCGGUUUCCUACACACGGUUUUCAGUUCUUCGUGGAGACGCUUCCAACUGGAACUAAUCGGGUAGCAAAAUGGACGAGACUACGCCUCUUGUUAAAAAUCAUCCUAAAACCACAAGAAACACCAGGCUGUUCCUCGCAGUAUUUUCCGCAGUUCUGGGAAACUUUAAUUUUGGCUAUUCUAUGGUGUACCCAUCUCCAGUGAUACCCCAGCUUCGGGUCAUUGACGACCCUAACCUGAGGAUGGGUACAGAACAGGUGGCUUGGUUUGGGUCGAUCUUCACGCUGGGCGCCGCGGCGGGUGGCCUGGGCACCAUGCUGCUGAACGACAGGGUGGGCAGGAAGCUGAGCAUCAUGCUGUCCGCCGUGCCCUCCACCGUGGGCUACCUGCUGAUGGGUGCGGCUCGGGCGGUGUGGAUGCUGCACCUGGGCCGCUUUCUGACCGGCAUCGCGGGUGGCAUGACUGCUGCCUCCAUCCCUGUGUAUGUGUCAGAGAUCUCCCAUCCAGCAGUCAGGGGGAUCCUGGGAUCCUGCCCCCAGAUCACCGCUGUGUGUGGAUCCCUCGCGCUCUACGCUCUUGGUCUGGUGUUGCCAUGGCGAUGGCUUGCGGUGGCCGGGGAGGUGCCGGCACUCAUCAUGCUGGUGCUGAUGUGCUUCAUGCCGCGGUCGCCGCGGUUCCUCAUCGCCCAGGGGAACGAGGCCGACGCCCACCGGGCGCUCAGCUGGCUCCGGGGCCCGGGCUCCGACGUCACGGCCGAGUUCAGCAGGAUCCAGAGGAGCGUGGCUUCACAGAAAAGGAUAACAUGGGCAGAGCUUGGCACGCCGUUCUACUAUAAGCCCAUCCUGAUCGCCAUGGUGAUGCGGUUCCUACAGCAAAUGACGGGGAUAACUCCGAUCCUUGUGUACCUGGAGCCCAUCUUCCAACUAACCAAGGUCUCCCUGGAGGCAAAGUACGACGCCGCUCUGGUGGGUGCGGUGCGACUGCUGUCUAUCGUGAUCGCAGCCAGUUUAAUGGACAAGGCCGGCAGGAAGGCCCUCCUCUUCACAUCAGGAUUCCUGAUGUUCCUCUCAACCCUCAGCAUGUGCAUGUACACCCACGCCAGUUCUUUCCCUACCCUCAACAUCACCUCCACCCCCGCCUUGCACGCCACGCCCUUUGACGCCUCCAGCCUCAUCCCGCUCAUAAGCACCAUGGUCAUCAUAUUUGGCUACGCCAUGGGCUGGGGCCCGAUCACCUGGCUGCUGAUGUCCGAGGUCUUGCCUCUGGCGGCCAGGGGCGUGGCCUCGGGUCUGUGUGUGGCUGUCAGCUGGCUGACCGCCUUUGUACUGGUCCAUGUAUUCAUGCACGUGGUGGAAGCGUGCGGACUGUUUGUGCCGUUUCUGUUCUUCUGCGUGGUGUGUGUGAUCAACAUCAUCUUCACGGCGGUGUGUGUGCCCGAGACGCGUGGACGCUCCCUGGAGGAGAUCGAGAACUUUUUCCGCACCGGUCGCACGUUCACCAUCAGGGAGUCCUGAGAGCGAGUCCAAACAGAUACAGAGCACCCAUUCGUAUCCCAAGCUUUUCGCUGCUGUGUGCAGGGUGACAUUAAUGUGUUCUCUGCAUUGGGAACCUGAGGAUACCACAACCAGAAAAGUUGUAUGGUGUAUUGAUUUUUUUUUCUUUGGUUGAUGAGAACUUCUUUUCAGAAAACAUGCCUUUUACACUAAUACUUUUUCCAGGUUAGUUCAUAAAUAUCAGAUAGCCACUAGUGCUCAUGAAUAUACUGCAAUUACAAAGCUUGCUGCAUCAUUUAUAUUUAUUCUGCAUUCCUGCACAAAUAUGAACUGACUAAAGGAAAGAAUAGCGACAAAUGAAAGGCAAGUGAAUACCCAUGUAUUUCAGUUGAGACAAGUGAACAGUAAUACAGGAUGAAAACAGGAAUGUGCACUGAAAUACAUGUGCCCCUCCUAAUGGCACACAUUAAAGACCGGAUGCAAGGUUUGAAAAUGCAUGCCACUUGAAGGCUGUGAGGAGACUAAGAUGCAUGUGUUCUAUCGGAGCACUUCGACACACAGGACAUGUCCUCCAACAAACGGAGAGUGUCCUCCACCGGACGGGCUGAGUCUGGUCAGCCCUCCAUCCUGUAGAGAAUUUGUGCAUGAGUUUUAGGAUUCCCCAUCUCUUUCCUCAAUUCUACAUGUACACUCAGUGACCACUUUUAGGUAGACCUGUACACUGGCUUGUUAAUGCAAAUAUUUCAUCAGCCAAACAAGUAGCUGCAACUAAAUGAAAAGUAUGCAGACGUGGUCAAAAGGUUCAACGGUUUUUCAGACCAAAUGACUUCAACCUUGGCAUGAUUGUUGUGUGCCAGACAGGGUGGUUGAGCAUCUCAAAUUACUGAUCUCCUGGGAUUUUCAUGCACAACAGUCUCUAGAGCAGGGGUGUCAAACUCCCAGUGGGCCGCAGUGUCUGCAGGUUUUUGUGGUUGCCUUUCAAUCAGCUGUCAAUUAAGGCCUUGGGAACAAGGUGUGUGGAUUGCUUCGCCAAUUAAAGACUUAAAUGAACCACAGGUGCUGGGAACAACCUGAAAACCAGCAGACACUGUGGCCCUCCAGGACUGGAGUUUGACACCUGUGCUCUAGAGUUUGUAGAGAAUGGUGCGAAAAAAACAAAAAACAUCCAGUGAGCAGCAGUUCUGCAGGCAGAAACGCCUUGUUAAUGAGUGUAACUGGAGUAUUCUAGAUCUGUAUUUAGAGUGGCUACUUAUUAUGGUUUUGGGUUCUAGUUUCAAAUCCACUAAAGGCUAUGUUUGUACAUCUUUUUAUGAUCAUGCCCUUGUCUCCCCUCUAUGGUGAAAGGUUAGGAUGGGUGUUCUGGGUUAUUAAAUCAUGCUAGUUCUCUACUGAAAUAUGCCUGUAGAUAUCUUAUCAUUUACACUUUGUGCAAUCAAAUUAAUGGCUGCCCUGUUUAUAAUAAAAAAUAAAUGAAAUAACAUUCAUAUUA